UAAACCCCCAAAACUGAAACUUCUCGGUCCAUUUCCUUUUUGACUGAAUUUUUCGUCUGGAAUUUUAUUAAACUUUUUUGAUAUUUUGUUUUUUCUUUACUGAAUUGUUAACUUGUUUAAAUUUAAAUUUUGUUGAACGAUUUUGUUAAAGUUUGAACGCCUGUUCUUAAAUAGCUGUUAAUUGAUUUUUAAUUUUUCAUUUAACUAUUUUUUAAUUCACAACUUAUAGUAUUUUAAUACUUAAAAAGUUCGAAUGUUAAGCAAAUUUAUCGCCUUUUUCGAUACCAAAAAUCUGCAAUUAAAUUUUUGAUUAUUCUGCAGAAUGCAAAAACUUUUCCAGGUCCGUUUAUUUCCUCGAUUUAAAAAAAUAUACUUUUUUUUUAAACUAUUAAAUAGUAAACGCUUGUAAAGGCAUACAACUAUUAUGCGUAUGAUUGGCCAAUUAAAGAUGAUGAACAAUAAUGUAUUCUACUUUAUAGUUGGCCGCAAAAGUAUACAUUGGAAUAAAGUUCAUCACGUGUUUGCAAUAUUGACAUUAAUUUAAUCAUAAUUUACUUUGAAUAUAUCUUAUAUUUUUGCAAAGCAUCUUAAAAAAUCAACAGAUGGAUAAAUUAUCGUUUUAUCUUCAUUAGUAUAAGUUUAUGAUUCGUCUUUUAUGAUUAGGAUUUCCAUUUUCACGAAGUAUUAUAAGUAUAGUUAUGUAAUUCAUUACAAAGAUUCCAACGUAAAAGAACGAUGUUUGCAGAUCAGAUUAAAAAUCGAGGUGUGAAUUGUGACACGUCAGUUGUAUAUUUAGUUAUGAUAAUAAUAUAAACGUGAACAUUUUGUAUUAUAAUGCAUCGCCGAAAGUGCAGUUAACUUCGUUCCAAAUUAUUUUAUAAAUCAAAAGUUAUCAUUUUAGAACUGCGUAAAAUCAUUUUAGCUUUAAAAAUUUAGCUAAUAAAUAAAUUAUCAUGAAAUCCGCCACUAUAGCUAUACAGAUAUAUCUUCAAUUCCAAUUGUUCCAUUUAAUAUCAAUGAAAGCACUGCCAUCAGCUUCUCAAUUUUCUUCGGAUAAUUCAUCAGUCCAGACUCUACGACAAGUUAAUGUGGUAAUUCGUCACGGACAAAGAAGUCCUCAAACUACUUAUCCCAAUGAUCCCUAUAAAAAUGAUCCCAUGGAACCGUAUGGUUGGGGUCAAUUAACAAAAGAAGGAAGACUUAGUCAAUAUCAGCAAGGGUUAUUUUUACGAAGCAGAUAUGGAACAUUUUUGGGUAGUAAAUAUAGUCCAGAAAUAUUUUGGUUACAAAGUACGGACGUGGAUCGUGCAAAAAGUUCUGCUUUAUUAGAAGCUGCCGCUUUGUGGAUGCCUGAUGGAAAUCAAUCUUUUUCAAGGGAACUUGCAUGGCAACCGAUAUCUUUAAAUUAUCAAACAAGUCAAAACGAUACCCUUCUUUUGAUUCGAUCAUCUUGUCCAGAUUACUCAAGGAUGCGAGAUGCUAUAUUAAAGUCAGAUAAUAUCAGUAAAAUUAAUGAUAUAAAUUUUAAUUUGUACCAAAAGCUUACGAAAAAUUCUGGUCAAGAGAUAACUAACCCAGACGAUGUAUUUGACUUAUAUUCCACACUUAUAGCAGAGCAAACAAUGAAUUUACUUCUUCCAAAUUGGACAGCAGAUCUUUUUACAGAAAUGGAGCAUUUAAGUAGUUUAAGCCUUAAAAUUAACGUUUACAAUGAAACUUUAUUGAAAAUGAAAGCAGGACCUCUCAUCACCGAAAUUACUAAUAAUAUGCUCAAAAAAAGUAAAAGUAUUUUGGUACCAGAACGUCGAAAAAUGUUCAUGUAUGUAGGUCAUGAUUCAACCAUCGCCAGCUUACUUGAAGGUUUGAAAGUAUGGAAUAUGCAAGUGCCGGGUUAUAAUGACAUGGUCAUUACAGAGCUUCAUGAAGAUAAAAGUGGAUUUUAUGUAAAGGUAUAUCUGAGAAAUUGCACCCAAAGUGAUCCGUACUCAUUAAAAAUUCCUGGCUGUAAUAUUGAGUGUCCAAUAAACCAAUUUAUUGAUAUAAUAAACCAAUUGAAAAUACAAAGGAUCUUGGUUGAAUUCUACUUAGUUUGGUGUCCAACGCCGUAAUUUCGAGAAGCAGUCCCCUCAAACUUUACGACAGCAUCGAUUAGUAGAUCUCCUUUAACGAUGUCCUUAUUUUAUGUGAAGUUGCAAAGACGCAGACCUAUAUCUGUCAGGUAGCGUAUAUCCAUCGAUCUAAAUCUGUCUGUGCGCAAUUUGCGGUUUUGCAACACUUUCGAUGACGCCAUCCACGUUCUUUUCUUUUAUCGACUUCACCGUAAAGAUAUUAAAAUCGGAGAGUUAUAGCAAGAUAUUGAAGGCAUGUCAGGUUUACGUGUCACGCUCUGUAAUUGAUUAGUGGACGCACUAACUCAUACCGAAAAUCAUUCCUUGGGUUGAGAGGAAAUUAGGAGAAGUGGACUGACACCUUACAGAGUUCCUGAUCGGUCACGGUUGCUGUAGUCGAAUCAAUGACAUCAACGGCUCAUGCCUGGCCUACUCUCGUGCAGAGGAAGACUUUAAACGUCACGGACUUCGAUUCAAGUAAGGAAGAGUAAAGCUCCAUC
Messenger RNA from Trichogramma pretiosum, 2608 nucleotides. Its product is annotated as venom acid phosphatase Acph-1-like. Lineage: Eukaryota; Metazoa; Arthropoda; Insecta; Hymenoptera; Trichogrammatidae. The record is from RefSeq and is a predicted model, not a curated record. Gene Ontology annotation, biological process: dephosphorylation. The transcript is spliced from 9 exons. The coding region runs from base 954 to 2108 and encodes 384 amino acids. Gene Ontology annotation, molecular function: phosphatase activity.